Messenger RNA from Chanos chanos (milkfish), 2155 nucleotides. RefSeq names its product Rho GTPase activating protein 18 (gene arhgap18). The transcript has 15 exons. NCBI's taxonomy places the organism in Eukaryota, Metazoa, Chordata, Actinopteri, Gonorynchiformes, Chanidae. Gene Ontology annotation, molecular function: GTPase activator activity. Gene Ontology annotation, cellular component: cytoplasm. Bases 38 to 2032 code for a protein of 664 amino acids. Gene Ontology annotation, biological process: signal transduction; regulation of small GTPase mediated signal transduction; regulation of actin filament polymerization. The record is from RefSeq and is a predicted model, not a curated record.
UUUAAGAGUGAACUUCACCAAUUAUGCAGCGCUCAGCAUGAAUCGACAGCAGGAUUCAAAGGGAGUAGUCUUGACCGGGUACCACUGUAAUCCCGAAGCAUUACCACCGCGUCCGAGAGUCGGAAGUGUAGACGAACUUGACUCCUCAGUUCCGAGUCGCAGAACGGGCCACUACAGCCCGCAGGUCCAAUCCAAACAUGCAUCGGGGACCGUGCCACCGUACAACCGCUGCAGCUCCCAGGAUUCCCUGGACGAGCUGGCGCUGGACGACUACUGGACGGAGGUCGAGAACAUCAAACACAGCGGAGGUGCAGAGGGAGACGCAGAGCCCCAGGAGGAGGUGCAGCUGAAAGUGGCUGAUGAGGGUGAACAGGAAGAGGAGUGGCUGAAAGAGGCGGGGCUGGCCACACUGUUUGAUGAAUCAGCAUCAGACCCUGAAGACAGCAUGGUCCUACUGUCCACCCUCACACGGACACAGGCUGCCGCUGUAGAGAGACGCGUGGAGACCCUACAACAGACCCUGCGAAAAAGAAACAAACAGCAUCAGGUCCCAGAUGUCAGGGAAAUCUUCAAACCCCCAGGCUCGUCAGGGUCAAAGGCAAGUGAUGAGUCAAAGUCCACAAAGGAAACUGAAAAUGGAAAAAGGGAUGUUAAAACAACUGGUGACAUCACAGUGAAAGAGAACGGCACAGGGCCUGAUCAGCAGGGCGUGGCUGAAGCAGAAACCAGCAUCAAUCUGGAAGUGUCCUUCUCAGAACAGGCGCUGAGUUUCAAGGAGGGGUUGAAGGGCGUGAAGGCGCCCAGCGAUGCAGACGACAAAUUACCUGACUUUAAGGUGAAACCUGACAGAACAGGACAGACUAAGGUCGGUGACCUGUCACCUCAGGACAUGAAGAAGGUGCGGCGACUGUCUCUGAUCGAGGUCACUGCCCUGUUUGACACUGCUGGGAUUGACCUCAAGGCACACAAAGCCAUCAAGGUCAAGGUCAAAGAGUCAGGCUUGUUUGGGGUUCCUCUCUCCACAGUAUUGGAACAGGAUCAGAAAAGAUUGGCCGGCACAAAAGUACCUCUUCUACUGCAACGGCUUAUUGCCCAUGUAGAGGAGGAGGGUUUGGAUACAGAGGGAAUCCUACGAAUCCCUGGAGCAGCCACAAGAGUCAAGACCCUGGCACAGGAACUGGAAGUGAAGUUCUAUGAGGGUUGGUUUCCUUGGGAGAGUCUGAAACAGCAUGAUGCUGCCAGUCUGCUUAAACUCUUCAUCAGAGAACUUCCCUAUCCUCUCCUCACUGUGGAAUACUUCAAUGCCUUUAUCUCAGUGCUCAAGUUACCCACUAAAAAACAGCAACUUCAAGCUCUGAACCUGCUAGUUCUUUUACUUCCUGAAUCCAGUAGAGACACUCUGAAGGCCCUGCUGGAGUUCUUCCAGAGAGUCAUUGACCACAAAGAACACAACAAGAUGACUCUCAACAACGUCGCCGUGGUGAUGGCCCCAAACCUCUUCAUGUUCAAGGGUUUCCGCGACAAGAUCAGCGAAAAACAAGAGUUCGCCAUCGCAACACGUACCGCCAACAUUAUCCGUUUCCUAAUCAGAUACCAGAACCUUCUCUGGACGAUUCCCAAAUUCAUCCUGAACCAGGUGAGAAAACAGAAUGCAGAAAAUCAGAAGAAAAUGAACAGAGAAAGAGCGAUGAAGAAACUUCUGAAGAAAAUGGCCUACGACCGUGAAAAAGCUGAUAGACAGGAGAGACACACCAGUGAGCCCGAUGCUAGUCAGUCCUUUAUAAGAGUACAGGCCCCUCAAUUCUGUAAAGUGUCUAUGGCUGUUCAGCUGACAGAGGAACUACAGGCUUCAGAUGUCCUGUCACGCUUUCUCAGUCAGAACCACUCUGUGUCUGUGAAGAGAGAGGACCUGUGUCUGUAUGAGACUGGAGGGAAUAUCCAGGAACGCUGUUUGGAUGAGAAAACCUACAUGAAGGCCCUUCUGGAACUCAACCCCAGUGCAGAGUGGGUAAUAAAAUCAGCCCAGCGCUAGCAUGGACCACUCCCCCAACACUUCCAGCCAAUCACACGUCUUAUAAGAGAAGGACAUGAGAAAAUGGAGGGAAAAUGCAGCUUUACUUUAUAACCCCCGACCAAAAAAGGAGCCUAAGUGAAG